Doryrhamphus excisus (bluestripe pipefish) is the source of this 2604-nucleotide messenger RNA. RefSeq names its product aldehyde dehydrogenase 5 family, member A1 (succinate-semialdehyde dehydrogenase) (gene aldh5a1). Gene Ontology annotation, biological process: GABA catabolic process. The record is from RefSeq and is a predicted model, not a curated record. Gene Ontology annotation, cellular component: mitochondrion. NCBI's taxonomy places the organism in Eukaryota, Metazoa, Chordata, Actinopteri, Syngnathiformes, Syngnathidae. Gene Ontology annotation, molecular function: succinate-semialdehyde dehydrogenase (NAD+) activity.
UUCUGCGCAUGCGGGAGUCAAUUGUGUGCGUGCCUUGUCACGUGAUAAACGUGCCAGAGAACUGGUUCAAACCGACCGGAAGCUGCGAGCACAGACAGAGCGUGCCGACCGCUAUGACGUCUGCCAGGACUGCCACCCUAAUUCAGCGGCUGAGGGCCGCUACCGCUACUCCUCGCCGCCGCUUCAGCCUGGACGUGAGCGCUCAACUGCUACGUACACGCGGCUACGUGCACGGCGACUGGGUCUCGGCGCCUUCUGACUUCCCGGUCCUGGACCCGGCCACCGGAGUAGAGAUAGCCAGGGUGUCUGACUGCGGGCCGGAAGUCGCCAAGCGAGCCGUGGACUCUGCGUACACUGCUUUCUAUGAGUGGAAGCAGUACACUGCCAAGGAGAGGAGUCUGCUGCUGAGGAAGUGGUUCAAUCUGAUGACUCAGCACAAAGAUCACCUGGCUAGGCUCAUCACCUUUGAGUGUGGCAAACCCCUCAAAGAAUCUCUUGGCGAGAUUGCUUAUGCCGCCUCCUUCUUGGAGUGGUUUUCGGAGGAGGCUCGGCGUGUGUACGGCGAUGUGGUGCCUCCGCCCAUCAAGGACCGAAGGAUCCUCCUCCUCAAGCAACCAGUUGGCGUGACCUCGGUCAUCACACCGUGGAACUUCCCCAGCGCCAUGAUCACCAGGAAGGUCGGUGCGGCGCUAGCGGCUGGGUGCACUGCCGUGCUCAAACCUGCGGAGGACACGCCCCUUUCAGCGCUGGCUCUGGCUGAGCUAGCAGAGCAGGCAGGGAUUCCAGCGGGUGUCUUCAACGUGGUUCCGUGCUCCAGAGAGAUGGCGGCAUCGGUGGGCCGGGUUCUGUGCACGGACCCUCUUGUGGCCAAGAUCUCCUUCACGGGCUCCACUGCCACUGGCAAAAUGUUGCUGAAAAUGGCCGCCGACACUGUCAAGAGGGUUUCCAUGGAGUUAGGAGGCCAUGCGCCCUUCAUUGUGUUUGACAGCGCGGAUGUGGACCAGGCGGUGAAUGGAGCCAUGGGGUCCAAAUUCAGGAACUCUGGACAGACGUGCGUGUGCUCCAACCGCUUCCUGGUACAGAACGGCGUCUACGAGCGUUUUGUGGCCAAGCUGGGCGAAGCCAUGGACGCCCAGUUGCGCGUGGGCCAUGGCAGCGAGGCUGACACUACGCAGGGGCCACUCAUCAACGCCAGAGCGGCUGAAAAGGUGAGCCAGCAGAUAAAUGAUGCCGUGUCGCAGGGGGCCAAGGUGCUGAGGGGCGGCCGACGCCUGCACGGCUCCUUCAUGGAGCCCACCCUACUGGUGGAUGUCACUGCCGACAUGUUGUGUGUGCGGGAGGAAACAUUUGGGCCGCUGGUACCCGUCAUCAGGUUUGACACGGAGGAGGAAGCGCUGGCCCUCGCCAACGCGUCCAACGUCGGUUUGGCAGGUUACUUCUACUCACAGGACAUCAGUCAGAUUUGGCGUGUGUCCGAGGCGUUGGAGGUGGGCUUGGUGGGCGUCAACGAGGGCCUCAUCUCCACGGCGGAAGCCACCUUUGGGGGCGUCAAAGAAUCAGGGAUGGGCCGCGAGGGAUCAAAGUAUGGCGUGGACGAGUACCUGGAGGUCAAGUACGUGUGCAUGGGGGGCCUUAAAGUCUAGUGCCAUGUUCUAAUUAGCGUUAGCCUUCAGAAUAGCAUUAUCUCUUAUUGUUUUGUUGCUAUAAGUUAGCCCUGUAGCGGGCUAGUUAACUUAGCAUCUGUUUGGUGACAAAUGUAGCGGUGGCAACAGCCAAUCAGAAGACGUUUACAGAUUUAACUUUGGAUCGUCAAGUAGAGUUUAAGUAUGGAAAAAUGUCCUUUUAAUUUAAUCGCCUUGGCCCCUGCUUUGUUUUAAUAUGUCGCUGUCUCAAGAAAAAGCAUGUAAUUCCAUAUGAAAAUUGUAGUUAUUGUGAUCUUUGUACAAUAAUAUUUUUAUAUUCAUGUCAUUAUUUAACUUCAUAUCUAAAAGCACAGUGGUAAGCAGAGUCUAAAAAAAAAUGUUGAUUUGUUGACAUUUAUUUUCUUUUGUAAAAAAAAAAAACAUUUCCAUGAAUAAAUUAGUGAGAAGACGACAGUGAGUUUAUUUAAAUACACAAACAUCGAGGCAAAGCAAACAUCAUGGAAGCAAAACACAUUUUUUGUGGGAGUGAAAUACUGCAUAAAUGCGUAAACUUAAAAUGACAGGAACUGAACAGUGUCACGUGAUGAAGCGAGCACGCUCAGACCCAACCGUGUCUCCUCCCAACAAUGUAAACUUUGAGGGUGACGUGACAACGUCAGAACUUCCUGAUGAGAGAAGGAUCAUUGAGGACUAAGGAGGCAGCACUGAGUGUAUCCAAGCAAAACGAAACGAGGAGGAAGUCAGUCACACUUUUCCAUCCUUUCAGCUUGCGGCCCACUGACGUCGGCCAUCUUUAUCACUCUUGGACCCCAACCAACAUGGCUGACACUGUCCGAAAUGUUCUCCGUUUUCUCCACCCAUGCUUGGCAGGAGGUCACAGCUUGUUCUCCUAUUAUGACGUCUUCUGGACAUCCAAAGAUAGUGGCGUAGCAGUCCAGGGUGGCAGCAGAGCAUGCUGGGU